Molecule: messenger RNA, 3168 nt
Organism: Cyprinodon tularosa
Lineage: Eukaryota; Metazoa; Chordata; Actinopteri; Cyprinodontiformes; Cyprinodontidae
Gene: frmd6
Product: FERM domain containing 6
Exons: 14
Coding region: 391-2214 (607 amino acids)
Biological process (GO): positive regulation of hippo signaling
Cellular component (GO): cytoplasmic side of apical plasma membrane; cytoskeleton
Source: RefSeq, a predicted model, not a curated record
AGCUCCAGAUCAGAGCGGGGCAGCGGAACGCAGCGGAGGGACGGACAAGGUUUCCCAAAACUAAUAAAACAGCCUGCCAAACGGUGGAAUUUCGACCCCUUUUCUCUGAAAUAAAAGAAUUGUUUGGAUAUACCGUUUUGAAAGGAAUAAGUUGUUCUCGUCGUGUAAAGUGGGGUGUCCACAGUGGGCCCCCAUGCCCUCUCCUGUUAUUCCUGCUCGGCCUGCUGAGCCCACGGUCGGGCCUCCUCUGGGCUGCAGCUGAAGCGGGACAGCAGGGACUGGACGGUGGUUUCGGAGCCCGCAGCGGCGGAGGUGGGUCGUCACAGGGCCCAGGACCCCCCCCCUACAGCAGGAGGACAAAAGGCCUGCUCUGUCCUCUGCCACAGGAAAAUGAACAGACUGAGCUUCCAUAAUAACAAAACAAUGCAGGACCGCCGCUGCGUCUGUGUCUUUUUGCCCAAUGAUGACACUCUUAAUAUUAUCGUCAAUGUGAAGACUUUGUGCCAGGAACUGUUGGUCCAGGUCUGCGACCUUCUCCGGCUGAAGGACUGUCAUCUCUUUGGGCUCAGCGUCAUUCAGAAUAAUGAACACAUCUAUAUGGCGUUGGAUCAGAAGCUGUCCAAAUACUGCCCCAAAGAGUGGAAGAGAGAAGCAAGCAAGGGUAUUGACCAGUUCGGGCCUCCAAUGAUCAUUCACUUCAGAGCUCAGUAUUAUGUGGAAAAUGGGAGAUUGAUCAGCGACCGCGUAGCCAGGUACUACUACUACUGGCACCUGAGGAAACAGGUGCUGCUCUCCCAGUGCAUCCAAAGAGAGGAGGCCUACUUCCUCCUGGCAGCCUUCGCGCUCCAGGCCGACCUCGGGAAUUUUAAACGCAACAAGCACUUUGGGAAGUACUUUGAACCUGAAGCCUACUUCCCCCAAUGGGUGAUAGCCAAGCGUGGCAGGGAAUACAUCCUGAGGCAUAUUCCUAACAUGCACAAAGACCAGUUUGCACUCACAGCUUCAGAGGCGCACCUCAAGUACAUUAAAGAGUGUGCUCAGCUAGACGAUGUCACAGUGCACUACUACAGGCUGUACAAGGAUAAAAAAGAAGUUGAAGCGUCUCUGACGUUGGGCCUCACUCUACGUGGGAUCCAGAUAUUUCAGAACGUCGGCUCUGUGAGGCAGCUGCUAUACGACUUCCCCUGGACCAAUGUGGGCAAACUGGUUUUUGUGGGAAAAAAGUUUGAAAUCCUUCCCGACGGUCUGCCCUCCGCUCGUAAACUAAUCUACUACACAGGCUGUCCCACGCGCUCUCGCCACCUCCUGCAGCUGCUCAGCAACAGCCACCGGCUCUACAUGAACCUGCAGCCGGUUCUCAAGCAAGUCCGCCGGCUGGAGGAAAACGAAGAGAAGAAGCAGUACCGGGAGUCGUACAUCAGCGAUGCUUUGGAGCUGGACAUGGAGCAGCUGGACAAGCGAUCCAGAGCCAGCGGCAGCAGUGCGGGCAGCAUGUCCCACCACAAUCGUCUGUCACGCCACUCCACAACCAGCCACGGAAGCUCACACACAUCCGGCAUUGAAACAGAUAGCUUCAGGGCCCCCGGCCAGGCUCCUCACAGACCCCUACGGACCUGCAGCUCAUCAACCACCAGCCAUGGAAGCUCCCACACCUCCGGCAUUGAAAGCAGCGGCAAAGAGCGCAUCCUGGAUGAUGAAGAGAUUGAGAUGCUGGUAGAUGACCCCAAAGACUACGAGGAGCUUCACGAGAUGGCUUUGGAUCAGGAACUAUGCAUCCACAUCACAGAGGACAUGCUGACCAUGUCACCAGAUCAGACCAAUGGAUAUUCAGGUCUGAUAGUAAAAGACAUUAGUUCGUCCACUUCCAGCUCCUCAGAAACUGUUGUCAAGAUGAGAGGACAGAGCAUUGAGUCGCUGCCACAGACAGCUACAAGCCGGAAGGCCCAGUCCUCCACAGACCGCCACAGCCAAUCAUUAGACGAUGUCCGGCUCUACCAGAAGGACUGCCAGCAGUGGGCUGAACUCUGUCAGGACACCGCCCACAGCUACACUUUUGGCUGCACUCAGGAGCUGAGCGACAGCGAGGGGCACCAGGGCCUGUCCGAUCAGCGCGGCGGCGGGCUCGGCGAACAGCAACCCUUCCCCAUCAAGAGGACGAACAAGUACUUCUCCCUGGACCUGACCAACGACGAGCUGCCAGAGUUUGUGGUGUGACGGAGGCAGACAGAGACGUUUGCUCCUCCGGGUCGAUUGUGGAAAACGUAGAGACCCUUAAUGGAGCGAGGAGGGAGAGAAGAGUUUCAGAGGUGGUCUGUAACAGUCACCCUUCUAGGGAACUGGACAUAAGAAGGGAUGACCUCACCCACUACCUGACAAUGAGCGGCAGGUGAGGAGGAUUCUGACUGAAAUGUGACAUUUUGAUAAAGACCAGAGGUGCUGGAGUGAGCUUCUUCAGAUUUGGCCCAAACUUCCCCACGGUCAUAAAAGGGAUCCUGCCAUCUUUUUUAUUUCAGUUUUCAGCAGCUUUAUAAAGUCAGACAAAGACUGGCAGUACAAAAAAAAAACAACAAAAAGACUCUGUGGAGAAAUAAUAAAUAAACGCCAUCUGAACAGGCUAGCAUGGCAGUUUUUACGUCCUCCAUACCUCCUGCAUUGCGAGAUAGAGCUGCGAUCAUCUCUCUCUCCCCUCCUGGAACACUCACAUCACAGGAAGUAAACCGAUGUGAACACAUCGCCGCUGUGCCUUUCUAACACUAUGCAGGCGUCAAACCCUCGCCUUGACAAUCACACCCCCUCACCUUACGUAACUCCCAACAUUUAGGUCUUUUACGUACAUUUAUGGCAGCAAACCAAGCUGGCUCUUAAGCUUUUUCACACCAUGUGACGACCUCACAGGAUUGCUUUAUCUGUCCUGGGAAAUUUGGCCACAGGAAUGAGCCUAAGCUCCUACGUGUCCCUACAUGAGCCGAGUCUGUGGCCAAAAAAAGAUUCUGUAUAAUCGGGAGUCAAAGUGAAGCUGUCAGCCAAAAGACAAAAAAAACAAACCAUGCAUGUCAAUGCUUCACGUCUUCCUUCUAGCCUUGUCUCAGCAAGGAUUCUUUUUAAAAUCUGUUGCAAUGUUUUUCUGUUCCAUCCUCCAACCAGACAGCAACGUUUUCUUUAGAUGUA